Molecule: messenger RNA, 6751 nt
Organism: Colias croceus (clouded yellow)
Lineage: Eukaryota; Metazoa; Arthropoda; Insecta; Lepidoptera; Pieridae
Gene: Hasp
Exons: 31
Coding region: 126-5573 (1815 amino acids)
Cellular component (GO): extracellular region
Molecular function (GO): peptidase inhibitor activity
Source: RefSeq, a predicted model, not a curated record
GAGGUUAUAUAAUAUUAUACUUGUACCAGGGACUCAGGGGUAGGGGGUGUUCACACAGCUCGCACGAUCCGACGCGGCUAGACGCGCGCAAUGCUAUAGACCCAGUGUAUUUGUGAACGAAAAACAUGUCAAAAUAUAAGUUAAUGAUAGUUCUUUUCUUCUCUGUGGCCCUGGUUGCUGUAUCCGCCCUCCCCUCCCCCACGACAGACGACGACGACGACGAGGACGACACGACACCGAGUCGUGCGGACGCUGACGAUGACGGUCGGAUCUAUAAGAACCCGCGGAAUUCGCCCUCCGCACAGUGCCCUAGAGAUGAAGAACAGGCUACUUUAUUAGGCCAGAAAUGUCUUCGGAAGUGUUCGUCAGAUGAAGACUGUAAAAGUAAGAAGAAAAAAUGCUUGUGCGAUGGAGCAUGUGGCAUGUCAUGUAUCAAGCCAGAUCGCGAAUGUCCUGAACUGGAGCAGCCGGAGAUCGGAAAAGUGUCGCUCACCGGACGUUUGUUUGGUGACAAGGCAGUAUAUUCCUGUCCGCACGGUUACCAUGUGGUCGGUCUGCAGAGCAGGAGCUGUCAGGCGGAUGGCAAGUGGGCUGGUCAGCCACCGGCUUGCAAAGAGAACAUCUACUGUCUCCAACCACCAACAAUAGAGCACGCCCGCCACUCCGCGCUCCCGGAGCAGGCGACCUUCGACCUGGACGCCACAGUGCAAUACAAUUGUCACACUGGCUACGUCACCAAUGGCUUCCCGAGGGCUAAGUGCUUGGCCAUCGAUGGCCAGGCGUCGUGGUACGGACCUGAUAUUACUUGCGAGCCACGCUCUUGCGGCGAGCCAGGCGACGUCCCCCACGGGUGGGUGACAGCUGACUGCCACACCUUCGGCUGUCGAGCCGUGGUCCAAUGCGGCCAGGGCUUCGAGCUCGUCGGCAAAGCGGAACGCUACUGCCAGGCGGACGGGGCCUGGGCGCCGAAGGAACUACCCACCUGUGUCCUGGUGACGCAGGUGCAGUGCCCUCCGCCCGAGGCGCCGCGCCACGGGAAGGCUGUGUACACAUCUUGCGCGUAUAACUCUGUGGUAUCUUACGAAUGCAAGUAUGGGUACCGGCUGGUGGGGGACUCUACGAGACGCUGUGGUGCUGAUAAGAAGUGGUCUGGGACACAACCGCUUUGUAAAGAAAUAAACUGCGGUCACCCGGGACAGCUAUGGAACGGUUGGCUGGAGAACAUAUCCUCUGGUACUGGGUUAGGAGCGUCCAUCAUCUUCCGAUGCCAGGAUGGCAUGAGAAUGGAAGGAAACGGCUCUGCUAUAUGCCAGAGCGAUGGAACUUGGAGUCACCCGUUACCGAUGUGUUUAGCACCCUGUGUGGUUCCACACGUAUCUCAAGGUAGAGUGGUAUUAAUGGAAAAUAAAACCAGUGAGAAUGACACUCAAGAUCAUACGCAGAUAGUUGGCAGUUCCACUAUGGUACAACAUGGUGAAAUUAUAGUAGUAGAAUGCGAGAAGGACUAUGAAUUUCCAUCAAUGAAUGCAGCGAUUACUUGUAACAAUGGUACUUGGACACAAAUUCCGCGAUGUCAACCAGCUAGAUGCAAGAAAAUGCCGAAAUAUCCUCGACAUGGGAUGGUGAUAGCACCAAAAACAGAACAUGGGAUGAAGGCUAGGUUUAGAUGUAAAGACGGAUUUGAACUAAAAGGAAACCCUAUAGUUGUGUGUUCGUUUGGAACAUGGAGUGGGGAGACACCGAAAUGUGAAGAAUUAUUCUGUCCGUUUCCUGGUUACAUUGAAAACGGCAAAGUUCUUCUUGUCGGCAACAUGGGCUUGUACGACUAUCGCCCAUAUGUCAAAAAGGUAGUAAACAACAAGCAAAUCAUGUACGAAUGUGAUAAAGGGUAUGUGCUCUCUGAAGGACCACCUGGCGCGACCUGUGUAGGAGGGCAUUGGAGUCCCAGAGAAUUGCCUAAAUGUACCCUAUUUAGACAUCCACGAAUACGUUGGAGCCGUAGAAGACGCUCCAUCUCAGAUACAGAAGUUCGCCACAGACGAUCUGCGUAUCUAAGACAAUAUUACAGUAACCUACGCAAACAAGCAUUCGCAGAUGGAUCUCAAGAAAGCAUGGAUCAACUGUAUGAGAAAUACAAUCAUAACACAGAAAAACCUACCCUACGACAUGCAAAUUUCAAACUAAUGAAGAAGUUUGAUCUCGAUUUCGAUGAAGACAUGCUAGAACCUGAAGGUCCAGAUGAUGGAAAUUUACCAACUGCAGUUUAUACAGUAUACAAUGUACAUGGUGAACCUAUAGCACAUAAGUUUUACUCCUAUCAACCUGUUUAUGAACCAGAAGAUGAUGAAAUAGUACACCACGAAGUUGCUUCUGACUACGGUGAAUCUGCGGAAUUUGAUGAUUCCAAUCUUACAAUUUUAAAAGGUGGUCUUUUCCCUGAUCAUGACCUUGAUCCAAGUAACGAAGUAGCCGAUAAUAUAAACAAAUUGAAACACCAGUACUUUGAAAGAUACGUGGAUAAACGGCGAAAGAGGUUUUUAAGUAUAAAGACUGAUAAAAAUGAUACGGAAAUUGAAACAGGUGGGAGUCAUUUAGAAAUAAUAACAGAAACACCAAAGGCUAAGUCAAGAAAAAAACGAAAUAUUAACUAUGAAGAAUAUGAAACUCAUAGUGUAUCUAUAAUACCAACUCAAGGAGUAAUACCAUCGAGUGAAAUAGACGAAUAUUUGCUUAAAGUUAUUCCGUUAGAAACUAGUUCACGAAAUAUAAAAUCUAAUGAAAGUCACGAAAAGGAAAAAGUGGUAAUUCCUUUACAGCAUACUGGUACAAAUUCAACUGAAUUUGUAAAUAUAUUGGAUAAGAGAGAAAAGAGAACUAGUCGCAAAACAGACAGACUAAAUCAAACUACAGCCACUGUUCCAAAAACGGGUCGAGAAGGUAAAGGUGGUAAAAAUCGUCAACAAGUUGACAGCAAAAGCGACGAAAAAGGUGCUAGUAUAGAAGGUUCAGAUAGUGUUGAAGGUAAUAAAACAUCAAAUGAAAAAGGUGGUAAGAAAGGACGACCGAAAAGUCCUUGCGAACCAAUAGAGAGUGAACCAUAUAUUAACAUCGAAAUUGUUAAAUACGGCCGUGACCCAAAUAACACUUUUAGUUCCGGCACAAUAGUCAGAGUAGCUUGUGGCAAAGGCUACGGAUUAAACCUAGAAGCAAAUGCUACAGCCAAAUGUGUACGAGGAAGAUGGAAGCCGGAGAAACCAGUUUGCGAAGUCCUACCUUGUCACGUGCCUCCGACUGAAUACGGGAUUUACACGAUGUCACCAAAUGGAAACCUAGGCAGUCUUAUCGCAGGACCUAAUAGAGAUGAUGAAAGGGAAUUGAAUGAAACAGAUCCGGUGCCUAAUGGACAAAUUGUGCAUUUUUCUUGUGAAUAUGGAUACAAUGUGCAAGGUCCCACAAAUUUACGGUGUUGGCUUGGAGAGUGGGCAGUUACUAGUAUGCCUGAAUGUGUAGCAGCACCCUGCGAACUGCCCCAACUCACUGGAGCCACCUACGAAGCUGGUUACCGCGCUGGUCUCACUGUCGCACAUGCAUCUUCAGUUGAUAUUGCUUGCGAAGCUGGUCGGUCUCCACCAGCCACUUUGAACUGCCAUCUGGGAAGGUUACAACCAACUGUACAUGAGUUUUGUCGACCUUUAGUGAAUGUAACACGGCCAUGGAUACGAUCAAAUUUCCAGAGUGGUUCAGAUAUAGUUAGAGAAGAUAUUUCUGAACUGGAACCAGAUUUACAAGAAGGAGCUAUUCCUUGUGCACCGCCUGAGAGGGUUCAGGGGACAUUGAUCUAUAGGGACGGGACUGAGGUGAACGAAACCUAUGAUAUAUCCGAUACAUAUCCUCAUGGUAUUAAAAUUACCUUCAGUUGCAUUGCGUCCAUUAUGGGUGAAAAGACUACGUGGAAGAUCAUAUGCGAGAAUGGAAACUGGGUUGGAAAAAGCUUUAAUUGUGAGGAACUGGAUGCUCAAAGUGAAGAAUUGAAAAAUAACAAUACGUGCACCUUCCGUAACGAAGAACCGCAUGUUGUGUCAUUCUUUAACGAUUUGGAGAUUACUGAAACUGUUGAAUUUCCAUCCGGAUCUACGAUUGUGUCAAGGUGUAGUGAUAUUGGAAAGUAUGCGAUGACAGGAUCACAGACUAGGCGAUGUAUAGGUGGCACGUGGGAUGGAGUGAAACCGACUUGCUUUGGGCUGAACCAGGAAAAUGAUUACGCCAUGGAGAAACCACCAACAAUUCUCUUCAGACACUCGCAAGGGCCGAUAGCACAGACCAAUGAUGGAAAGCUGUUAGUGUAUCCUGGGGCUGUUCUGCACAUGGAGUGUUUGUGGAUGAGGAGGUUUGGCAACCCGAAAUGGAACGUUACACAUUAUAAUCCAGAUCCCGAAAGAAAAUACCCAGAAGGCUGGACAACAGACCCAGGACGAGACAGUCAGCUAGAGUACAGAUUGAGCAUCAUGAACGCGGAGAAGGAGGACUCGGGAAUAUAUAGAUGUGAAACGCCAGCAAGGCAGAGUCAUCAAGUGGAAAUUAUUGUUGAAGAUGUUCAUUGUCCACCGCUACCCAUCCGUCGCGGACUCGUCCCCAGCAGCCUGGACACGCAGCUGGGCAGUGAGAUCACGUUCUCCUGCGCCAAUGGGAACGCUCUGCUGGGAGCUUCCACUUUGUACUGUCGGGCUUCGGGCAACUGGAGCGCGCCGUUACCAGUUUGUGAGAGUGUAGAAUGCGGCGAAGUGACACACGACACACCACUAAACGAUGGCGAGAAACGUCCGCGCGUGUCUGUAGUGUCGCGCGGCGUGGGCGGGCGCGCGGCGUUCUCCUGCCCCGCGGGCUGGGCGCUCAGUGGGCCCGCGGAGACCGUGUGCCUACCGGCCGCUGACUGGGCCAAGCCGUUCCCCGUGUGCAGAGAAGUAUCAUGCCCUGCCCUCCCUCCCCCCGCAUCGGGCUACGUGCUCGGCCGAGCGCCGUAUCGCGCGGGCGACGUGCUCCAAUUCCACUGCAACCCGGAGCACACACUACACGGCCGGCCGAUCCUCGUCUGCCAGGAUAGCGGCAGGUGGAGUGACAAGCCCCCCACUUGUGCUCAAGCAUGUACCUACCCGGGUACGACCAUAUCGGGUCGGAUGUCAUCUGUAAAGUUCUACUACAAGAUUGGUGAAACCGUAUCCUUCACUUGCGAGCCUGGAUAUAGGAUCAAAGGAGCGCCAAUGCUGAGGUGUUUGAAGAACAGAAAAUGGUCCAAUGCAAUACCGCUGUGCACUCCCAUUUCAAACUACACAUCGUCUGACUCCAUCGCAAUGUUGAACGGCGAUAUCGACGCCAUGUUGUCUGACGGCCGCGGCGCCAUCUUCUCCACAGCUCGAUCCAAAUUCGAAACUCCCGCCAUUUUGACAAAAGAAAGCAUCAAUGCGGCCAUGACCCGUGUUGCAGCUACACGAUUUUUACGCAGAUCACCUUUAGAAACAAUAAAAAAUAGAAUUUUCAGAGUCAACAGGAUAUUGAGACGAGAAACUGGAAGAUAAUUAUUGUUCACACAUAUUUUGGAUUUGAUAUUUAAAGUCAAAAAAGAAAAUUUUCGUGUCCAUAAAAUACAAAGUGUCAUAGUGAUGAAUUUUCUUUAAAGCUGUAAUACAGCGUUUCCUAAGUAAUAAAUAAUAUAAAUAGUUUGAGCAACAAUUGUUUAAACGGUUUUGCUUUAAAAGUCUUGCAGGCGUUUUUAACUUAGAAUUUAUUUAUUUAAAGUAUAAAUAUUUAUAAGUAUAUAAAGUAUUUAUUAAAUGAAGUAGGAAUUUUAUUUUUGUUAUAUUUGUAAGGAUUUGAUAAUAUAAGACUUUAAAACUUAUCGAUUAUUUAUUAAAAUAGAACGCAGAGGGUUUUUUUUUUAAUAUUAUAAAAAUUAAUAGUAUUAAUUUAAAUAAGCUACAUUACUACUUUCCAAUAAAUUACUAUUUCCUUUGGUACCAAUUAUUUAUAUAAUUUACAUAAAAUGUAAAUAUACGCCAAAGAAAUAGGAUAACUAUCUAAUUAUAUAGAUAUUAAAAUAGUCCAAUAAAUUAUAUUACGUAGUUAUAUUGUAACCUAAUUAUUAGGUAACUUUAGUAAUUAAAUUGUUAUAUCUAAUAGUUUGCUCAAAAUUUUGGAAAUUUUUAUCUGUUAACUAAUCGGCUCAAGAACAAUGUUCAGAAAUCAAUCUUUUAUUAUCGACUUCAUUGUUUAAUUAUUAUUUAAUUUUUAUUUAUAUUAUGAACUAUUUAACAUCAUAUUAUGUACCGAUCCACUUAAUUUUCUCAGUCAAUAUUCAUGAUAUUAUUACUAUAGAUAUAGGAGAAAUUAUUUAAAAUCCGUACUUAAUUAUCAUAAAAUGAAAUGUUAUUAAUUAUUAUUUUUAAGUUUGUAAUAACUGGUAGCACCGCGCGGAAAAAAUAAAAUAAUUAUGUCAGUCGAAUUACGCGCCAUUUUUUAAAUGUUAAAUUAAUUAUCUGUCUUUAUUUAUUUAUUCGUUUGUGUUUUCUUUUUCCUAUUAUUAGAAUUAAGCUAUGUAAAAAUAAAGGAAAACCCCUUUCCUUGAGUCGAUUUAUCAUGCAUAUCAAAUUUAUUCAUAUCCUAUAUUAUUAAGAAAUAGCAAGAUACAUUUUUUUCUUGUUAAACUUACUUAUUUAUUGUGCUGAUAUUAUUGUGAAUAAACGAAUAAGGAAUCGAA